Zingiber officinale is the source of this 1245-nucleotide messenger RNA. RefSeq names its product CCR4-NOT transcription complex subunit 3-like. Lineage: Eukaryota; Viridiplantae; Streptophyta; Magnoliopsida; Zingiberales; Zingiberaceae. The coding region runs from base 339 to 908 and encodes 189 amino acids. The transcript is spliced from 6 exons. The record is from RefSeq and is a predicted model, not a curated record. Gene Ontology annotation, biological process: nuclear-transcribed mRNA poly(A) tail shortening; regulation of DNA-templated transcription. Gene Ontology annotation, cellular component: CCR4-NOT core complex; P-body.
GAAUGUGCCGUAUCGAUAUUAGGAUCCGAUCUCUCCCUAAGAACGCGCGCAUUUCAUUUAGUCCAAAACAUUGGCGCCACGUGUCCCUCGCGCCCUCGGUCUGGAAAUAGCACGAUAAAACCACGAAGUAGGCUCUCUCCCUUUAAACGCCACCACGCUGCGAUUCUUCAAAAGCCAUUCCCCCUCUUCUCUGGAGUAGGGUUCUUACGAAGCUCCACGAAGGCGUCGAGCGAAUCAAACGCAUUUGGAACAAGGUGUUGCUGCCAUGCGGAAUCGAAGGGAUCCCAACAAACUUUGUCAAUGUGUCUCAGUUCUUGGGUGAACGGAACAAUUCUUGGAUGCAGUCCAGGGAGAUAACGGAUAUGAAGGGUGCAAGUGCUAUCUCUGUUAUAGAAGUUAACCAAUUACCUACAGAGAUUGAUCCUUCACAUGCUCAGCCAUUGCAACCUGGUGACACAGCUCUGAACUCUGGCUUGACACAAAGUCAAAUUUAUAAUCUGCAGCUACUUGAAGCUGCAUACCACAAACUUCCCCAUCCUAGAGACUCAGAAUUUUCUUGCCCAAGGAGCUAUGUUCCUAGGCUUCCCGUAGUUACUCCGGCAAGUUAUCCACAAACAAAGGCAACGAUAGUUGAUGAUCCUGACUUUUGGAAACAAUUAUCACUUUUUCCAUAUAAUACUGAAGUUAUGUUUUUUGCAUUUUAUUUUCAACAGAAAACCUAUCAGCAGUAUUUAGCUGCCAGAGAAUUAAAGAGGCAACAAUGGCGAUACCAUAUUGAAUCUAACCUAUGGUUUCGACAGCUCAAUCAGUCAGGAAUUGUAAAUAACAACUUUGAGAGAGGGAACUAUGAAUUCUUUGAUUUCAAUAUUGCGAAUGAUAACUCUCGGACUGGAUGGUGUGUGGCGUAGAAAUGCAACUGAUUUACCUUUUGAUUUUGAGCAUGGAUUUCUCGAGGAUGAUGAACCUGUGCCAUAGAGUUCCAGAAGACAGUUAAUCAGGUCAAAUUCCAAGUUUUGUAGAAAAGUAAAGUAUUACACUUUUCUUCGUCAGUCAGAAGAUCCACCUGAGAAAAAAAAUUAUAGUGAUUCUUACCUCCUUAACGCCACAGCGACCUAUGGAACUCCCUACUUAAUCCCUCAUAAAGAAUAUCCAAUCUUUGCUACAAUGUUUGGGUUCCACAAAUUGUGAUAAAAAUACUCACUUUUCAAUUCAAACUCAUGUUAAAGGUAAAUUGCUAUAGCUAUU